This is a messenger RNA of Macaca mulatta (Rhesus monkey), 630 nucleotides long. It is a transcript of the gene CLEC6A, whose product is annotated as C-type lectin domain containing 6A. The record is from RefSeq and is marked provisional. NCBI's taxonomy places the organism in Eukaryota, Metazoa, Chordata, Mammalia, Primates, Cercopithecidae.
AUGAUGCAAGAGCUGCAACCUCAAAGUACAGAGAAAAGAGGUUGGUGGUCCCUGAAACUCUGGUCUGUGGCUGGGAUUUCCAUUGCACUCCUCAGUGCUUGCUUCAUUGUGAGCUGUGUGGUAACUUACCGUUUUACAUAUGGCGAAACUGGCAAAACGCUGUCUGAACUACACUCAUAUCAUUCAAGUCUCACCUGCUUCAGUGAAGGGACAAAGGUGACAGCCUGGGGAUGUUGCCCAGCUUCUUGGAAGUCAUUUGAUUCCAGCUGCUACUUCAUUUCUGGUGAAAAGAACGUUUGGUCUAAGAGUGAGCAGAACUGUGUUGAGAUGGGAGCACAUUUGGUUGUGUUCAACACAGAAGCAGAGCAGAAUUUCAUUGUCCAGCAGCUGAAUGAGUCAUUUUCUUAUUUUCUGGGGCUUUCAGACCCACAAGGUAAUAAUAAUUGGCAAUGGAUUGAUAAGACACCUUUCAAGAAAAAUGUCAGAUUUUGGCACCCAAAUGAGCCCAGUCAUUCAGCAGAAAAAUGUGCUUCAAUAGUCUUCUGGAAACCUAUAGGAUGGGGCUGGAAUGAUGUUAUCUGUGAAACUAGCAGGAAUUCAAUAUGUGAGAUGAAUAAGAUUUACCUAUGA